AGUAUCCAGGUCUCGGCCAUUAUUCUGGGCCUCGGUUGCCGCUGCGUCCCAUUCCUGAGUCUGUCAUCUCUUAGCGGCCUAAUGCCGAGGCGGCAGUACCCAAGGCUGGAACCACAGCGUGAGCCCCCGAUGAUACUGUCCCAGCUCUAAGGAAGAAGUCAAGCAAGGAUUAAGGGUACCUGGAGAGGAGUUUUUCUUAAAAGACAACAAUGACCAGAGAAAAUUGGGCUCACAAUACUCUGAGACAAGAGGGUCUUGUGAAAGGAAAGGAUGAUACCUGGAAAUGGGGAACCAGCUUCCAAGGGAGUAGCUCCUCUGUUUGGGAGACCUCUCAUCUACACUUUAGACAGUUACGUUACCAUGAGACAUCCGGACCUCAGGAGGCUCUGAGCCGGCUCCGGGAACUCUGUCGCCGGUGGCUGAGGCCAGAAGCACGCACCAAGGCACAGAUCCUGGAGCUGCUGGUGCUGGAGCAGUUUCUUAGCAUCUUACCUGGGGAGAUUCGGACCUGGGUGCAGCUGCAUCGCCCUGGGAGUGGUGAGGAGGCUGUGGCCCUGGUAGAGGAGCUGCAGAAAGACCUUGAUGAACCAGCACUAAAAGUUCCAGUCCUUGUCCAGGAUCAGGACACUCUCCAGAAGGAGAUGAGUUCUCCAGGAACAAUACUUCCUCCCGUACUCACUAGCAGCCACAUAGCAGCUGAAAUUUGCCCAAAUCCCCUUACAGACCCAGUGGUGUUCAACCUCCAGGAGCCUCAACAUGAUUCUCCUGCCCCUGAAGCUUCUGCCCUUUCCCAGGAAGAGAACCCAAGAAAUCAAUUAAUGGCACUUAUGCUCCUAACAGCCCAGCCCCAGGAAUUGGUGAUGUUUGAGGAGGUAUCAGUAUGUUUCACUUCAGAGGAAUGGGCAUGUCUGGGCCCAAUUCAGAGGGCCUUGUACUGGGAUGUGAUGCUGGAGAAUUAUGGAAAUGUGACCUCCCUGGAAUGGGAGACCAUGACUGAGAAUGAGGAAGUGACAUCAAAGCCAAAUAUUUCUCAAAGAGCAGACUCUCAUAAAGGAACAUCAAAAAGACUUCAAGGAGGUAUCCCCAAGGCCCUUGAUUUUGAGGAAGAGUGUGAAUGGCAAGUUUUGGCAAGUCAGUGGGAAAGUGAAAUAGAGGAAAGGACAGAUAAAGUGAAGAAAAUUUCCCUUUGUGAACAAGACAAGAAGAAAAGGACUUCACCAGAAAAACGAGGCCAAAAGUGGAAGGAAUUUGGAGAAAGCUUGACUUUAGGUUCAGCUAUUUCUGAAAGUUUAAUAGGUAUUGAAGGAAAGAAGUUUUAUAAAUGUGAUAUAUGUUGUAAACUUUUCAAUAAAAUCUCCCAUCUGAUAAACCAUCGGAGAAUCCACACCGGUGAGAAACCUCAUAAAUGUAAGGAAUGUGGAAAAGGCUUUAUUCAGCGCUCAAGCCUUCUAAUGCAUUUACGGAACCAUUCUGGGGAGAAACCUUAUAAAUGUAAUGAAUGUGGGAAAGCAUUUUCUCAAAGUGCUUACCUUCUAAACCAUCAGAGAAUCCACACUGGGGAAAAACCUUAUAAAUGUAAGGAGUGUGGAAAGGGCUUCUAUAGACACUCAGGCCUUAUUAUACAUCUAAGGCGCCAUUCAGGGGAGAGACCUUAUAAAUGUAACGAGUGUGGGAAAGUCUUCUCUCAGAAUGCUUACCUCAUUGACCAUCAGAGGCUCCACAAAGGGGAAGAACCUUAUAAAUGUAGUAAGUGUCAGAAGGCUUUUAUUCUGAAGAAGAGCCUCAUUCUGCACCAGAGAAUCCACUCUGGGGAAAAACCCUAUAAAUGUGAUGAAUGCGGAAAAACCUUUGCUCAAACCACUUACCUCAUUGACCAUCAGCGACUCCACAGUGCAGAGAACCCUUAUAAAUGUAAAGAAUGUGGGAAAGUCUUCAUUCGAAGUAAAAGCCUCCUUUUACACCAGCGAGUCCACACAGAAAAGAAAACCUUUGGUUGCAAAAAGUGUGGGAAAAUUUUUAGUUCGAAGUCAAACCUCAUUGACCAUAAGAGAAUGCACAGCAGAGAGAAACCUUAUAAAUGCACUGAAUGUGGGAAAGCCUUCACUCAGAGUGCUUACCUUUUUGACCAUCAGAGACUCCACAAUGGGGAGAAACCCUAUGAAUGUAAUGAAUGUGGGAAAGUUUUUAUUCUUAAGAAGAGCCUCAUUUUACAUCAAAGGUUCCACACUGGAGAGAAUCUCUAUGAAUGUAAAGAUUGUGGCAAGGUCUUUGGUUCUAACAGAAACCUCAUUGACCAUGAGAGACUCCACAAUGGGGAGAAGCCAUAUGAAUGUCGAGAAUGUGGGAAAACCUUUAUUAUGAGCAAAAGUUUUAUGGUCCAUCAGAAACUUCAUACACAGGAGAAAGCCUACAAAUGUGAGGACUGUGGGAAGGCUUUCAGUUACAAUUCAAGCCUGCUUGUACAUCGGAGAAUCCACACUGGAGAAAAGCCCUUUGAAUGUAGUGAGUGUGGGAGAGCUUUCAGUUCAAAUAGAAACCUCAUUGAACAUAAGAGAAUCCACAGUGGUGAGAAACCCUAUGAGUGUAAUGAAUGUGGAAAGUGCUUCAUUCUGAAGAAGAGCCUCAUUGGACAUCAGAGGAUUCACACGAGGGAAAAAUCUUAUAAAUGCAGUGACUGUGGGAAAGUCUUUAGUUACCGCUCAAACCUUAUAGCCCAUCAGAGAAUCCACACCGGUGAGAAGCCCUAUGCAUGUAACGAGUGUGGGAAAGGCUUUACUUACAAUAGAAACCUUAUUGAACAUCAAAGAAUUCACAGUGGGGAAAAAACCUAUGAAUGUCAUAUAUGUAGAAAAGUCCUUACCUCUAGUAGAAAUCUUAUGGUACAUCAAAGAAUCCACACUGGAGAGAAACCUUAUAAAUGUAAUGAGUGUGGAAAAGACUUUAGUCAGAAUAAAAACCUUGUUGUACAUCAGAGAAUGCACACUGGGGAAAAACCUUAUGAGUGUGAGAAGUGUCGGAAGUCCUUUACUUCUAAGAGGAAUUUAGUUGGCCACCAGAGAAUCCACACAGGGGAGAAACCCUAUGGGUGUAAUGAUUGUAGUAAAGUUUUUAGGCAAAGAAAAAACCUUAUGGUACAUCAGAAAAUUCAUACAGAUGAAAAACCUUGUGAAUGUGAUGAGUCUGAAAAAGAAUUCUCUCAAACUUCAAACCUUCAUCUUCAACAGCAAACCCAUACCGUUGAGGAAUUCUCUUGGCUACAAAAUACCAAUGAGCCCAAGUUUGAGAUUCAGAAACUCUAGUGUCAUAUGCAAAAUGGAAUAGAAUUUUUGCCUACAUAAGUAACUCUGGAGGAAUGGUAUAUAGUUCUAAGGAAAAAGUUUAUGAUCAAUCCUUUUAUGGAUAAGUGAGUUGCAUACAGAAAGUUAAACUUUCAGGUGUACAAAAACAAUGGAGUUGUAAGUAAUAGCAAGAAUAUCUUUGUAUUAAAAAGUGGAUGUUGUUUCUGGAAAUAUGUGUAGUGUACACUUUAAAGAUGGCAUCACUGCUGUAGAAAGGUGUGUAGACAAUAUGAUCCAGAAUGUCAAAGGUGGAAUUGAGUGGACAAGAGUCUGCUAUGAGAGGACAACCUAAGAAGAGCACUGGAUUUGGAAUCUAAAGACCUAGGUUUGGGUACUGGCUUUUUCCUUUAGCUGUGUGAUAUUAUUAAAUCAGUCUUUAAGCAUCAAUUUAUCUGUCAGUCAGAUGUUGACAUGAUGCCUACCUACCUCACAGGGUUGUUGUGAGGGUUAAGUGAAAGGAUCUUUGUGAAAG
Carlito syrichta (Philippine tarsier) is the source of this 3810-nucleotide messenger RNA. It is a transcript of the gene ZNF197, whose product is annotated as zinc finger protein 197. The record is from RefSeq and is a predicted model, not a curated record. The transcript is spliced from 6 exons. Gene Ontology annotation, biological process: regulation of transcription by RNA polymerase II. Lineage: Eukaryota; Metazoa; Chordata; Mammalia; Primates; Tarsiidae. The coding region runs from base 210 to 3299 and encodes 1029 amino acids. Gene Ontology annotation, molecular function: RNA polymerase II cis-regulatory region sequence-specific DNA binding; DNA-binding transcription factor activity, RNA polymerase II-specific.